ACAAUAGGCAUCGGAUUGGAUGUUUAUGGGCAAUACUAUGCAUUAGGGCAAAAUAAUGGCGGGAACCAUUGGAGCGACAGCGCCUUGUAUUUUCUGUGAGAUAGCAACCAACUCCAAAUCCCAUACAAUUCUCCACUCAGAUGAUAAAGUUGUUGCUUUUCGGGACAUCAAUCCAUCAGCUUUCAGGCAUUACUUAGUGAUUCCUGUGAAGCAUAUUCCUACAGUUAAUGAUCUUCAGAGAAAUACCGAAGAUUAUUCUUUGGUGAGUCAUAUGUUAGAUGUGGGAAAAAUGUUAUUACUCAGAGAUGCACCUCACUCAAAGCAGUACAGAUUUGGUUUUCAUCAGCCUCCAUUGAACUCUGUUAACCACCUACAUCUUCAUUGUUUGGCGCUACCGUAUACGCCCAGAUGGAGAUGUAUGAAGUAUUUGCCUUUUGGUCCAAUUGGUUUCAUUGAAGCAGAGAAGUUUCUUGAAAAGAUAAAGCCUGUGCCCGGAGUUCAUUCAAAAGUAUAAAAAAUUAACAUGAAAUUGCUGUUUAAAGUUAUUCUUGGCUUUUCGUAUUUCCGGAAAGAUGCUUAUUAUACUGGCUCCCAUUAAAACUCACCUCUGUUAAAUUUUUUGGUGAGCAAAAGUUAGAGUUAUGGCCUCGAGUCCAUAGAUCAUUAUGCAUAAUACGAUAUCUUACUUGACAUUUAAAUGGUGAACAGUUAAUAAUAAUGGUAACUGCUAUAUAUUAUAAUAGAA
Messenger RNA from Lathyrus oleraceus (garden pea), 745 nucleotides. Its product is annotated as bifunctional adenosine 5'-phosphosulfate phosphorylase/adenylylsulfatase HINT4. The coding region runs from base 56 to 514 and encodes 152 amino acids. Lineage: Eukaryota; Viridiplantae; Streptophyta; Magnoliopsida; Fabales; Fabaceae. The transcript has 6 exons. The record is from RefSeq and is a predicted model, not a curated record. Gene Ontology annotation, molecular function: catalytic activity.